Ctenocephalides felis (cat flea) is the source of this 1242-nucleotide messenger RNA. RefSeq lists its product as uncharacterized. NCBI's taxonomy places the organism in Eukaryota, Metazoa, Arthropoda, Insecta, Siphonaptera, Pulicidae. Gene Ontology annotation, biological process: arachidonate secretion; phospholipid metabolic process. The record is from RefSeq and is a predicted model, not a curated record. The coding region runs from base 1 to 1242 and encodes 413 amino acids. Gene Ontology annotation, molecular function: A2-type glycerophospholipase activity. The transcript is spliced from 6 exons.
AUGGCCCUCGAACUGUUCCUUGAGGAACUCCACAUGGGCAUCAGCCUGCGCCAAAUAACAGACGGUAAAAACUUCAUCCAAAUGAUCCAUCAUCGUGGUCAAGGUCUUAUGGACUGCGAUUACAGUAGACGAAGAAAAACCAUCGAUGCAUUUUUGGAAUCCUUCAACAGAGAUAUCAGAAGAACCUACUCAGUAUCACACCAGAAGACUUACAACCACACCAGAAACCAUCAUCAGGGACAAAAAACUUCUGGCGAAUCUGUUGAGGGUUCUCCUGAUGAUUCUCCUGAUGGUGAAUUAAGUAAAGCUCGUCAGGACGAGAGGAGCAGAAUAGAAAGUUUUAUAGAAAAUGGUGUUUUGGCACCUGAAGAUUUAGAUUUUAAUUGGAACCAAAGACGGGUUGGUGUGCACAAUGCAACUUUUGUAAUUAUCAAGUCGAUGCAAGAAGUUCCUGGCGACAUGAGGGGUUGGUUGAAUUACGCCAAAAUGAAAAGGCAGUGUGAGAGGAAGCACAGGGAAUUGAGAAGGGAUUUCAAGAGACGUGAAAGACACGCUGAAAAAGUCAGAAGGUUGAACGACAGAAAGGAAUUGCACCCGAGGUUUCGACGAGGUCUCACCGAUUUUUUCAUCGCCCCUGGCACAAAAUGGUGCGGAAUGGGCAACAGGGCAAAUCGUUACACAGAAUUGGGAGGUUUUACAUCUGUCGACAGUUGUUGUAGAAUGCACGACUCCUGCACUAAUAUCAUAAGGGCUGUGGAGUCGAAGUACGACUAUUUUAACUUCAGCCCUUUCACUGUUUCGCAUUGUGGGUGCGAUAGAAGAAAGCGAAGAGGCCUCUCCUCCCUGCUGCGCGUGCCCGGCACCGAGUGGUGCGGCCUAGGCUACGGCGUCACGAAAUACACGCAACUCGGCGGCUUCUCGAAGGCGGACCGCUGCUGCAGGCAGCACGACAUGCGCUGCAAGCACUGGAUUCAGGGGUUUAGCGAAAGAUACGGAUACUUCAAUUGGGGUAUCAACACGUUGAUGCAUUGUAGUUGUGAUCAGAGAUUUCGUACUUGUCUAAAAAUCGCCGGAACCACAACGGCUGAAAUAGUUGGUAAAUUAUUCUUCAAUGUUGUGCAGACAAAGUGUUUUGUUUUCAAGACAGAAAAAGUUUGUACAAAAUACACCUGGUGGAAAAACACUUGUAAAAAAUAUACCAAGAAAAAGAGGGCUGUCCUGAGGAGCAACAUGGCAUACUAG